Molecule: messenger RNA, 2688 nt
Organism: Diaporthe citri
Lineage: Eukaryota; Fungi; Ascomycota; Sordariomycetes; Diaporthales; Diaporthaceae
Exons: 4
Coding region: 1-2688 (895 amino acids)
Biological process (GO): DNA-templated transcription
Molecular function (GO): DNA binding; zinc ion binding
Source: RefSeq, a predicted model, not a curated record
AUGGCGCCAACGGCUGAGCAAGACUCCAAGAGACCGGCCCGGGACUUGGAGGAAGAAGACGAGGUGGUAGUGGCCCAGCAGGACCAACAUAUGCACCACGCCGCCCUCAGUCCCCCGCAGCCGAAGCGCCGCCGAGUCGCGGACAGCGUUCGGGUCCGCGCGGCACGGGCGUGUCAGCGCUGCGAGUUCACACCGGUGACCGCCGGGUUCACGGCCCCGACGAGCUCGUACUCGACCAAGCAACGCGCCCCGCAUGCACCCUCGGGCUCGGUGAAGUCCAUUGGGGAGAGUAGCAACGGCGGCGGAGGCGGCGGAGAGGAUGUCCGGUCUGAGGAGAGGGUCAAAUGCCUCGAGAGUCUCGUGCAGCACCUCCUUGGGGACGUGCCGAUGGACCUAAGCAAUCUGCGGCGCAUGUCGGACAAGGUCAGGCAGAGGGCCGCGCCAGCGAGCGACGUGGGAGAGGAAAGGCCUGAGCCUGAGUACCUCGAUGACCUGACGCUAGAGGACGAGAACUUCACGGUCAAGACGCUCUCUCAGAGCAUAGCACACUAUUCCGGCGAGUUCUCGCACUGGAACUUCUCCCAGAAGCUCCGCCGAAGACUCAGCCAGUGCCUGGACUCGGACAUCCCAAUCUCAUCAGCCAGGCUGGACGCCCGCGACGCGAGGAACCUGCCCCACGCGCCCGGCCGAGGUGCAGCCCCGCCACCCAGGAAGGGCAUGAAGAUCCUCGAGUACUGGCGCGCAACCCAGCUGCAGUCACACAAGUCGCUGGUGCAGAGCGUCAUAAGCUGCCUGCCGCCGCGGGCCGUCGCCAACUUCCUCGUGCAGGUGUACUUCCGGCACGCACAGGUCAACUGCUUCUACGUGGAGAAGUCGUGGCUGCGCAAGAAGCUCGAGUUCCUGUACGAGGCCCCCGGCCACGUCAACAGCGAGGACUCGGCAUGGGUGUGCUCCGUGCUCAUGGUGAUUGCCAUCGGCACCCAGUUCGCGCACAUGGCUGCCGGGCCUCCCGAGGACAACCUGUCUGAGCCUGAUGGUGGUGAGAGGGACGGGCAGAAGACGCCGAGCGGGCCUGCUGACACGGAUUCGGACGUCGGCGUCACGUUCUACCAGAUGGCCUCGAAGCUCAUACCGGAUAUUAUCACCAUGGCUUCGAUGGAGAGCGUACAGGCCUGCCUGCUCCUGGCUCAUUAUGCCCUGCCGCUCGACACGCAUGGUUUGGCGUACACUUACCUCGGACUCGGAAUCAAGAUGGCUAUCCAGAAUGGGAUGCACAGGAAAUAUGCCGGCAAUGAUCUGGACACUUGGACCAUCGAGACUCGCAACCGGCUGUGGUGGACCGCGUACACGGUAGAGAGACGUGUGAGCGUGCUGCACGGCCGGCCGGCCUCCAUUUCCGCGACUGAGGUCGACGCAGAACUGCCCAAAGAUCUGCACGAGUUCCGAUCGCAUGACGAGAUUUCCAGAUUUGCCAAUAUGUCUGCUCUGAUAGACAUGACUACGCGGUUGGGCGAGGUAGCAAAUGCCAUCACACUCCUCCGACGAUGUCCAAGGAACCUCCAACCAACAUACUUCGAGCGCAUAGUGGUGAUAUGCCAGGCCCUCCACGCCUGGUGGUCCACUCUCAGCCCAGACGUCCAGAACCCAACCCCAUCCUCCCCAAACUUCCGCUCAAACGCCCACCUCAAGCUCUGCCUCUACCUCAACGACAUCUUCGUAGGCCGCCCCUUCAUCUUCUCCCAGACAACCACAGGCAUCACCCCAGAGGCGACCGCGUCCUCCCCAGAACAAACCCGCCGCCCCAACGAUAACCCCUCGUCUGGCAAGUCGCCCUCACCAGCGCCCCAUUCCAUCCCCGAAAGGCCCCGUAACCGCGCCGCCCUCGUCGAGCGGGCAGUCGAGGCGGCGAUAAGCACCAUAGCGCUGCUCCGCACGCUCCACGAGACGACGGGGCUCGCGCGCUCGAGCUACACCGAGUUCAGCUCGUGCCGCGCCGCGCUGCUGGUCAUGCUGGCGCAGUCGGUGGUGGCGCCCGCGCCCGGCACCCAGCAGACGCAGCAGCAACAACCCCAGCAGCAGACGCGUCUCAAGGCGGCCGUCGAGAUGGGCAUGAAGCUCAUCCGGCGCAUGGCGGCCGGCAACAACGUCUCCACGCAGAGCGAGGCGAGCAUCAUCGAGGCGCUCGAGACGGCCGUGCGGAGGCUGCACGCCAUGCAGGACGCGCGGGGCGUGGCUGGGGGCGUGGCAGGCGAGGGCCGGGGGGAGACGUUUGUGGAGAUUAAUGUCCGCGGGGAGAUGGACGUUGGGAAGACGGGGUAUGAGAGGUUCAAGGAGUGGGCUUCGAUGUGGCCCGCCACUGCAAUCGGUGGCGGUGGCGGUGGCGGUGAGCCGCAACAGCCGCAACGUCAGCAUCGGCAUUUGCCGGGGGACGAUCCCAUGGGCGGCCCGAAGAGGCUGGACGGCAGGGCGCAGGACAUGGCUACCGUGCCCUCGCCUUAUCCUGGGAUGCCAUCGGGUCCCGGUGUCCAGGGCCCGCCGCCCGAGCUGGUUGACCACAGUCCGGACUCGGCUAGGUGGAUGGCCAUAAUGGACAAUGCCGGGCUCAGGAUGGAGCAGCUGGAUGAUUUGAGCCUGUUUGGUGGGUUUCCUGAGCUGGGGGCGUUGGAUGGGUGGCCGGGGCUUAUUUGA